Messenger RNA from Impatiens glandulifera, 907 nucleotides. RefSeq names its product protein CWC15 homolog. Lineage: Eukaryota; Viridiplantae; Streptophyta; Magnoliopsida; Ericales; Balsaminaceae. Gene Ontology annotation, biological process: mRNA cis splicing, via spliceosome. The record is from RefSeq and is a predicted model, not a curated record. The transcript is spliced from 7 exons. Gene Ontology annotation, cellular component: catalytic step 2 spliceosome. The coding region runs from base 50 to 742 and encodes 230 amino acids. Gene Ontology annotation, molecular function: RNA binding.
ACUGGCAUGAUAUGAUGUUUACUUGUUUGAUUAAAUAGAGUAAGAUAACAUGACAACUGCUGCUCGUCCAACCUGGGCUCCUGCCAAAGGUGGAAAUGAACAAGGUGGCACUCGAAUUUUCGGCCCUUCUCAGAAGUAUUCUUCAAGAGACAUUGCUGCUCACACGACUCUGAAGCCCAGAAAAGAGGGACAAGACACUCAAGAUGAAGUGCACAAGAGGAACCUCCGCGAUGAAUUGGAAGAUCGGGAGAGAAGGCAUUUCUCAUCUAAGGAUAAGUCCUACGUUGAGGAUAGAGAUCGUAGGAAAGGAAGUCAUCUUUUACUGGAAGGGUCUCGUAGGGAUAUAGAUGAUCGUCUUGUUUCAAGAAAUGUAGAUGCAGAUGAUGCUGAUGUUGAAGUUAGAAGUGAUGAAAGUGAUGAUGAUGACGACGAUGAUGAAGAUGAGGAUGAUACAGAAGCACUUCUAGCCGAGCUUGAACAAAUAAAGAAGGAAAGAGCUGAGGAAAAGCUCCGCAAUGAACGACAGGAGCAAGAAGAAGAGCUGAAGGUUAAAGAAGCAGAGUUGCUAAAAGGAAACCCUCUUCUUAAUAAUCCAACUUCAUUUAAUGUGAAAAGGAGGUGGGAUGAUGAUGUUGUGUUCAAGAACCAGGCUCGUGGUGAGGUGAAAGCACCUAAAAGGUUUAUAAAUGACACCAUUAGAAGUGAUUUUCACAGGAAAUUUCUCCAUAAGUAUAUGAAGUGAUUUGUUCUUAUUAUUCGAAUUCUAAACUCUGACAUUUCAGUUUUAUGAACUUGGCCUGUACUUGUGCUUAUUGUUUGUUCAUUGUUGAAUGCUGCACUUCUUUGAAACGAUGCUUUUUGUUUGAGACUGUUAUAUAAAAAUGUAUUUUUGUGUGUUGUGUUGCAA